ACUGUAAACAAAUACAGCACAAUACAUUCUGUGUGGUUGUUCUCUAUCUACCUUAACUUCCUUAUAUUCAUUCCCACCAUUUUCCGCUAAAGUAUGAGUGACCAUAUGAACUUGGAAGGCAUGAACAUUCAGGAACUGGUGUUGGUGUUGCGAACAACAUUUCUGACAGAACAGUUUGAUAGAAUUGAAGAGGUUUUAGUGAGUAGAUAUAAGAGACUAGAAAAUGAGAUUAUAGAUCUUCAAGAGAAGGUUGAAAUGGAGAAAAAAACGAGGUUUCAAGCCGAGGAAGAUUUGAGAAAAAGAGAGGAACUGUGUGAAAAAGGGAAAAGAGCACAAAAUAAUUAUGAAAAGUUAUUGAAGGAAGUUAAGAAAACAAACUUAGCUGAAAAAGACACCAUUGGAGAGCUAAGAAAGAAGAACAAUGAAUUGGAGUUAGAAGUUUGUGAACUGAGAAAGUUGAAGGAGAAAUGGGUGAAUGAUAGCAAAAAUGCAUAUGGGGUGAGAAAAAGUGAGUUAUUGGAGAAAUCAAUGAAGAAGAAUAUUGAGGCUCUUGGUAUUCCUUUGAUUACUAACUUUGAAAUCAGAGAUGAAGAGAGUGAAUAUGAGAUUGACAAUGACACUAUGGAGCCUAAUACUUUGCAAACAAAUGAACCACCCAACAAAAGGAGCAAGAAUGCUCAAGGUGCAUCAUCAGUUAUGACACAAACUAGAGGAGCUACAAUUGAUUCCCAUUCUAGACAUGGACAUCCGAUUGCAAGUAGGGAGUUUGCAGCUAGACAUGUACCUAUAGUAGAGGAACGACGAGAGAAUGACAAUAUUCAUAUGUCAGAGGAGGUCAUUGUGACGGACAAUGUUGUUGUCCCUCUAUCAUAUGUGCAGGAACAAAUGGCAACACAAUACACAGCAAAGAGAAAAAAGGUUGCCACCAACCCAUCAUUUAGCAACUUUGACAACUUCCACUUCACAUCAUCGGUUCAUCAAGAGCGCUAUUCUGAGUUUCUGGCCAACAAAAAGUUUGUGGAAGAAAAAAAUUUCCGGUUGGAAGGGAACAAAUUCUUAGAUAUCCAAGUAAUGAUAGUGUCCAGAGGAUGGGUGGAAUUGACAUCGUUUGCAAAAGAUGCUAGUACGACAUUAGCUAAAGAGUUCUUUGCAAAUGCAUAUCAGGGCCCUGCUAAGAAUGAGCGAAUGAAAUUCACUAGUUUUAUCAGAGGGAAGAAUGUUCCAUUUCAUGAUAAUAUUAUCAAUGAAUUGUUUGGGCUUGAGAACUAUGAGCAGUGUUCCUUUGAAGCAAGAAAGGCCAAGGGUUCUAACAUUGAUCAUCAGGAGAUUCGUAGUACUCUGUGUAGGCCCGAGGCCGAUUGGGUUAGGAACAAAGACGGAACACCGACAAAACUUCGCACUUCUGACCUCACACCCCUUGCUAAAGUAUGGGCAAUGUUUGUUUUGCGUACCUUGCUCCCGUGUUCAAAUGUGUCAGACUUGACCAUUCUAAAAGCAAACUUGCUGACAGCAAUCCUUAAGGGUGAACCAGUCAAUGUUGGUCGUCUCCUAGCAGAUGACCUUUGGGUCACAGCCAAUUGUUCUUCUCCAUCGAGUUACAUCAACCAUGCAUCAUUGAUACGCAAGCUUUGUGAAAGGGUGAAGGUGUACCCUAAAAAGAAGGAGGAAAUGGUGAAGCCAUCUGGGGCGAUCACUGCAAAAUGGAUAGAAACCCAUUGUAGCUUGUAAAAUAGUAUAGCAUCUACACGGGUAGCGCAACUUUGGUUACAAUAUUUGAGGUAUAAUUAUAGAAUAAUCAAGCUGUUAUAAACAUAUAAAUAAGUGAAAUUUUUGGAGAUUUAUAAUUGAUUGGAUGCACGUGAAUCUAAAUAAUACUGAACGAGGGAUUGUACUCACGAUGGAGUAAAAAAAAAAGGUCUAAUUGCAGAUGACUCUUCGCAGCGUAUACAUCCUGAAUAGAGUUGAAUCUUGUAUUUUACCGAGGGCUAUUUUGGUUCCUCUACCUGUGUACCUACUACUGAUAUCAAUUGUUUGGGCUAUUUUGCUGCAACAUGGUUCUGCGUCGAAUUUGCUUUCUUUUCUUAUAGUCAAGUCAUUUGGCUCAAA
Messenger RNA from Medicago truncatula (barrel medic), 2106 nucleotides. RefSeq lists its product as uncharacterized. NCBI's taxonomy places the organism in Eukaryota, Viridiplantae, Streptophyta, Magnoliopsida, Fabales, Fabaceae. The coding region runs from base 94 to 1728 and encodes 544 amino acids. The record is from RefSeq and is a predicted model, not a curated record. The transcript is spliced from 3 exons.